GUCAACACGGCGGCAUCUCUUUGGCUGGCCCGCUCGCCCCGCGCCCGUGUUUUGUGCCACUGCGGUUGGGAUCCAGCCAGAGCGAACGAAGGAGAGCUACACCGGCGGAAAAUCCGAAAGGGAACGCGCCGGCGUUGAUUCCCCCUCCGAUUUCACCCGGCGGGGAGGGGGAAGGACUUAAGUUUGCAAGGAGCCAAGAAGAAGGAAGAUCUCCUCUCCUCUCCUCCCCCCUCCUUUGCCUGCCUGCCUUCCUCCUUCUUCCUCUCCCUCCCUCCCUCCCUCCCUGCCCCCGAAGAAGCAACCGCUGGCUAACUCCCCCUCCCCAAGAUGCUGUCUCCGGUUUCCAACCUUGUGGUCCUCCUGGGGUCCCUCUUGAUCGCAGCCUGCCAAGGGAACCUGUCUCAUGAUCGGUGCCAGCCGACAACGUCAGAUGAAAUCGUGGUAGCCGGCUCCAAAGUGUUCCUCCGGUGCGAGGUGGAAGAUCCUGAUGACUCCUCUCUACAGUGGUCCAAUCCUGCUCAGCAGACACUCUACUUCGGGGAGAAGCGAGCAUUGAGAGAUCUCCGGAUCCAGCUGGAGAAGUCGACACCCAACGAGCUGACCAUCAGCAUCGACAAUGCGACUCUGGCAGAUGAGGGAGAGUACACCUGCUCCAUUUUCACCAUGCCUGUCCGGACCGCAAAGGCCAUUGUCACUGUGCUGGGAGUCCCACAGAAACCCCUGAUCUCUGGCUACACGGAUCCUCUUAAAGAAGGAGAUGUGGCCCAGCUGACGUGCGUCUCUUCGGGCAGCAAGCCGGCCGCUGAACUCCGGUGGUAUAAGGGAGGCAUACCAUUGACAGGCGAGUCUUUAGAAGCAGCAGAAGAUGAUAACGGGAAGACGUUCACGGUCACCAGCCGUAUAGAAUUUACCGUUGCGAAAGAAGACAAUGACAUGGAGGUCACCUGUACGGUCAAUCAUGCCUCCCUACAGGACUCUAGGAAAUCCACUUACCAGAAGAUAGGAGUCUUGUACAAGCCAACUGCUAAAAUCGAACCAUAUCCUGAACACCCACGUGAAGGGGAUAAUCUGGAGCUGCGCUGUGAUGGGCGAGGCAACCCAGUCCCUAAGGACUACAAGUGGGAGAAGGAGGGUGCUCAAGUGCCCCUGACAGAUGCCCAAGACAACAUCCUCGUCUUCCCUAACUUGAACAAAAGUGACAGCGGGACCUACAUCUGCUAUGCUAGGAGCAUUAUGGGGGUCUCCACAGCGAGGUACAACCUGGCUGUUAACGGGACCUCAGGGAGAAGGGCAGAUCAUCAUCAUCAUCACCAUCUUGCAGUGACAGCAUCCCUGACACAGGCUUCUGAUGCUAGUCCAGUGACCCACAGCGGGAGCACAUACCAUGCCAUCAUUGGGGGAGUGGUAGCCGUCAUUGUCUUCUUGCUCCUUAUCCUCCUCAUCAUUCUGGGACACUACCUGAUCCGACACAAAGGUACCUACCUGACCCACGAGGCCAAAGGCUCAGACGAUGCCCCAGAUGCAGACACGGCCAUCAUCAACGCCGAGGGUGGUCAAACUGGCGGGGACGACAAGAAGGAGAAGGAAUGGACGGACAGACAGAGGGACGAUGGUGGGGGAACCAAGAUCGGCGAUGGACAGAGAAGGAAACAGAGGGAAAGACGAUCAGCUUGGCUCACAACGCUUCUUUGAACUUGUAUAAAACAUUGUUACUAAACGGGGAGGGGGGGAAACAUACCCACACACCCGGACAUUGAGAACCCCUCAAAAACCCCUGUUCCUGCUUGCUUGUACCUACAUAUCUGCGGCUGCCAUUCUCGCACUAAACACACAGACCUGGAGAGUGAGUGAUGAUACCUUUCUUUCUUCCUCCCUUCCUCCCCUCCUGGCUCCUUUUGAAGCUGUUUUUUCUUCCUUUGUAAUGGCGUGCACUGGUUUUGACUCUUGUUUUCUCUCUCUUUUUUUAAAAAAAGAAAUCUCUGUUCUCGUUCCCUUCUGUUUGGAAUGUCUUGCAGGGGGAGGGCACUGUGGGGGUCGUCGCGGGGGAUUUGGAUGGUGUAUCUCUGCUUUCCGUUAGAGUCGUCCUGUUUUUUGGGUUUGGUUUGGUUUCGACUUCCGAGGAUAAGAUCAGCAUGGCAUUGAGGUGGGCUGAGAACAGAAACGUGAAAAUCAGAAGAUCUGGUUAUUCUACAGCUUAGAAGCCAAGCCACACAGGUUGGUCUCGAGUGAGGGAGUGCUGUGUUUGACGCAGCAUGUCAAAAUCUGGGGUGGAACUAUAAUCAGUAUCUGCUCCUGGAUCUACGAAGCCUCCUAAGCAAAGCCCCCUUUCUCCUGGAAGGGGGGGAGCAAUGCAAAUUGAUUUUCUCGGGUCCUCCUUUGGGAUCGUCUUCCUUUGGUAGAUUUGGGGCCAAGUGACGAACAGACUCAGAUGUGGAGACAGGUGGACGGGGAACCGGGAAAAGCUUGCUGAUUUUAUCUUUCGACGAGAUUCUGUUUUCUCCAGUUGUGUCUCUUUGUUCUGAGAGGAGAAUGUUGUUGUGUGGUAUGUGUACCAAGGAGCGCCAGCUAGCCGGUUCCAGUCCCUACCGAAACCCAUGGCAAGAAAAGAAAAGAAAAAUAUUGGUUUGGUGCCACCCUGGUGUUCUUUCAGCUUCCCAAUCAUGAGGAUGGAUGGGAGACCAGGUGCUUAUUGUAAGGGGGCCAGUCAAAGAGAGAAAACCCCAAUCGCCAAGGCUUUCUCUUGACUCGGAGCCCCCGUAUCUCUGUGCAAAAGGGUAUAUUCACUACCACCCUGUGUCUUCCUUGGGCUACGAGGCAUUCCAGGGGCGCUGCAUGGUGUGAGGACAGUUUCCAGUGCCGUUGGCCAAUGGUGAGGAAGUGUUGAAUAAGCAAGAGUUCUUGGCUGGGGUGUUUAAAAAUCCCAAAUCCCUAGCUUUUGCUGCUGCCUGGAUGACAGGGAUGAGGGGGAUGGGGAAACCCAUCAGCUGCAGAUAUUUCACCCCACACACACCCCUCAAUUAAUCCAAGCCACCAUUUACUUUUACCUGGAUUCAACAAGGCAAUCGAAAAUUGUGGUGUGUGUUUUUUCACAGGCGUGUUUGAAGGUUGUGCUCGGUGGAAACAAUUCACAUGCCGUGUUUGCCCCUGCCAUGGGAUCCCAGAGGAAUAAAUUAAUGCCUUUCCACAACUGAGAAAAUCUUUAGUGACCCUGAAUCGUGACAUUAAUGCUUUGUGAUCUUUAAAAAAAAGUCAGGUGGUUCUUCUUGCACCUUUGCCUUUUGUCAUAAAAGCCUCCCCCCUGCACUCCACAGUCAUGCAACUACUGCCCUGGUUUCUAACUUCUCUCAAAGACCUCAGUGAGGGCCAGAAACUUGAUGGCCUAUGAAAUGAAACAAAAGCAGACUGGGGAGGGCAGUUGCUCUUGCCCUGAAAAUGGUAGGCCUUUUAAGUGUUACGGUGCCUGUUUUUUUUUGGGGGGGGAGGAAGUAGCAGCUAAGUACUUAACACAAAAGUUGGGUUGAAUAGAGUGAAAUAUUUUGCCAUAGCUCUCUGAGUUUAGAUCUGUCUAUUUUGUACAAGUGUUUAGUACAAUGAACAUGCAUACCGAGAGCAUAUCUGAUUGAGGCUUCUUUUAAUUCUAGCUUUGUUGUUCUGUGAGUUAUGGUUCCCAUAGUUCACCUCAAACACCUCAAACAAAUGGGUCAUUCCGGAUUGUGAUGCAGUGUCUCGAAAAUGUUAGCGAUCCCGUUUCCCCCAUAAGUUUGGGUCCAGCAGUUGGUGAUCUUCCUUUGCAAAUAUGGGUUGGCUGUAGAAAAGUGCCUCUGACCAUAUGCAGGGAACUUUCUAAUUGUAGAGUCAUGGCAAGCCAUCUCUGGGAAAGGCAACUCUUCCAAUAAAUAUGGGCAUGGCGAAAGUGGUUUGAGAUUUAUCCAUCAAUCAAUCAAUAAAUCUUCCCCUCUUAUAAUGCUAGUACUCCUUGGGGUCACCCAGUGAUGGGCAACGUACUCAGGACAGACCGAAUCAUGAGCUUCUUUGCAUAAUAGAACUUCUGAAAUGUGCCUUUGCGAGACACAGGGUUGGCCAUGAUCUCAGAGGGCUCUAAAAGGGGAUUAGACGAAUUCAUGGAGGAUAUGAAACAAUUGGUGGGCACCAGUCAUGAUGGCUAUCUGCUGCUGCCAGGAUUUAUUUAUUUAUUAUUCAAUAUAUAUCCCACCCUUCCUCCCAGCAGGAUCGGAGGACAUGCCUCUGAAAACCAGUAGGUAGGGAACGACGACUGCAAAGGAGGGCUAUUGCACUCAUGUCCUGCUAACAGCCUUCCCAGAACUUCUGGUUGGCCACAGGGAAGAGUACCCUAGGCUAGGCAAACCACUGGCCUGACUCAACAGGGCUCUUAUUUUGUUCUACUUAGCGGCGAUAAUUAGGAAUGGAACCUCCAGGCCCAGCAGCAGUCUACCUCUAAAUACCCCAUUGCUGGGGCUCUAACAGUAGAUGACGGCUGUUGCCUUCAAGCUCUGGUGGUGGGCCGCUGUAGGAAACAGAAAUUAGAGAGAGGCCUGUGGUUUGCUUGAGUGGGGUCUUCUAAAGAUCUUACACCUCCCUGUCCUGCUUUUGGAAAGAGGAUGGCCUGGGCCAGGAGGGUUCUUAGGGUCUUGCAUGAAUGUUCCCAUGUGUUGACAGACAAAUGUGUUGGCCCAGAUCCUGCUGUGGCUGGUCAGAACUAGCUUCUUGGGCAGCUGUGAGAGUCCUCCAGCCCGCGGGCCAAUUCAAACCCGCAAGGCCCUCCUCAUUUUGCCUGCAAGUCAAAUCCAACCUGUCCUACCCCAGACCUCAGGUGUGGCACAGGUAAAGAUGGGCCUGGACCAAAAAGGGGGUGGGUGCUUGUGCUAUGGACUGUGCUUUGAAGCCCCAACAAUCGACUGAUAUCAGGACUUCAAAGCGGCCUGAUCAUCGGUGCUUGCAGAGACCUAUGUAUGGGUCUCUCAAGCCCCAACAAUCAGUUGGCCGUGCUUGCACCCACAUGGUAUAGGGAUGAGAGAGAAAUUCGAUUCAGUUGGCAUUUGCAUUAACCUGUGCUAAUUUGCAUUUUCCAAAACAAUAAGCAAACGGAAAUGCAGCUUCCCUUUGACAUAUGCACUUUCCUGGAUGUUGCAAUGCAAUGCAAAGUGGACACACCUUGGACCGCUCCUUCAAAGCUCAGAGUAAAACCCGGAGCGGAUUCACUGCCCGUUUGACUCUGGCCCAGCGGCUUCCACUGCAUUUAACCGGUGAGAGCUCCCCAGAGUUCCUUGCAGUGUUACAUAAAAGCUGUGGGGAUUUUGCAGUUGCCUCAGACAAGUGAACCACGUGAAAACCCAGAUGGAAACGUUGGCUCUUGGGCACCAUAUGCAGUUUUGGUUUAAAGCAGCAUCAUAACCCUUCAAACAGCCAUGGCUUCCCCCAAAGAAUCCUGGGAAGUGUAAUUUGUCAAGGGUGCUGAGAGUCGUUAGGAGACCCCGGUACCCCUCCCAGAACUACAGUUCCCAGAGUGGUUUAACCAUCUAUCCCUCUUCCCGGGGAACUCUGGGAAGUGUCACUCUGACUCAAGGAUGGGUGGGAAAUUUGAUUCAGUUCACAUUCCAAGCCAUUUGCACUUUCCAAAACGAUAUGAGCACAGAAACACAGCCAUCCUUAGAAAUUUGCACUUUCCGAAUUUUGCAAUGCGGUUUGCCAGCCAACAAACGUCUGCAAAAAUGCAUACGUUAGGGGAAAGGGUGCAUAAAAAUGAAUACCUGAGUGGCAAUAACAUGCAAGAAGGCACUAUAAGAUGAGAAAGUGCUUGCAAAAACGUUGGUCAAAACAGCUAAAAAAAUUGCCUUUAUUAGGAGAAAAUUGCGCUGAAAUGCUGGAGGAUUUUCAUGAGAAUUUUUUUAAAAAAAUAAUAAUAAUGAUAAUCACAGAUUGCUGCAAAAAUGUGGAGAACUAAAUUGAAGGCUGGAAAAAAGAGAAAUGCAGAGAACCGACACUGGCAGGUCUUUCCAUCCUACUCUGAGGCACAGAGGGGUCUGUUAAUGACUGUCAGCACAGUGAACAAACUACAGUUCCCAGGGUACUUUGGGGGAAUCCAUGACUGUUUUAAAGCCAUAUGAUGCUGCUUUAAAUCUAUAGGGUGCAGAUGAGGCCUUGAUCGGCUGGAUCUGAUCAAGCAGCUAACCCCUCCCCCGUUUUUGCCGAUCCCUCCGGGUGUGGUUGGACUCUUAACUCCCAUCAGUCCCCAGCCAGCGUGGCCAGAGCUGGUGGGAGCAGGAGUUCACCCACAUCCAGGGGGCCACAGGUCACCCACUCCGGGGCUAUGAGAUUUCCCCUGAUCUCUCCAUCCCCUCCCCCACUCCUGGUUGCUGAACAGUGUAUGAGCAUCCAUCCUCUCGGCAGCCUGGUCCCAGGCUAUGGUCUGAAGGCACAUGAGGCCACCACCUUGCUGAAGCUAAGCAGGUCUGGGUCUGGUGAAUGCCUGGAUGGGAGACUGCCUGGGAACCACACACAUGCCGCCUUGGGUUCCAGGGUGAAAGAAAGGUGGGGUACAAAUGUAACAAGUGAAUAAAUAAUAAAUUAAUUAUUGCAUUGAUAUCCUGCUUUUUUCAUCCAAGGAGAACCGGACAUGGUUCUCCACAACAACCCUGCAGGGUAGGGUAGGCUGAGAGUCACCCAGUGAGCUUUCAUGGCUGAGUGGGGAUUUGAACCCUGGUCUCCCAGGUCCUAGUCUAGUACUCUAACUGCUACACCACAAGAUUGGACCAAGGCCCUAUCUAGCCCUGCCUCCUGUUUUCUAUAGUGGUCAGCCACGUGGGAGCCCGCAAACUGUGAAGGCGACAGGCAUCCCCUUAUUGUUUUCCCCUCCUCCCCUGAUGUGCUCUUUAGAGACAUACUGCCUCUGAACAUGGAGGUUCUAACACAAGAUCUCACUUUCUAUUACCGCUGGGCAAUCCUGAGCUCUCAAAAUGGGGUGGAAUCUGCCUACCUGCCUAUUUAUUUGGAUUUCAGAUUGGGUUGGAGUGCCAUAUGAUCCAGGGUUUGGUGGGCCUCGGGACUGCACAGGGGAAGGAAUCAACAGUGUUUGUGUGUUUGAGAGUGGGGGGGAGAGAACAUAGUUUGUUGUUGUUGUUAUGUUCCUUCAAAUCAAUUUUGACUUAUGGUGACCCUAUGAAUCAGCGACCUCCAGUAGCAUCUGUUAUAAAUCACCCUGUUCAGAUCUUCUAAGUUCAGGUCUGUGACUUCCUUUAUGGAAUCAACCCAUCUCUUGUUUGGCCUUCCUCUUUUUCUACUCCCUUCUGUGUUUCCCAGCAUUAUUCUCUUUUCCAGUGAAUCCUGUCACGAUGUGUCCAAAGUAUGAUAACCUCAGUUUCAUCAUUUUAGCUUCUAGGGACAGUUCUGGUUGAAUUUCUUCCAACACCCAUUUAUGUGUCUUUUUUGCAGUCCAUGGUAUCUGCAAAGCUGGUAUCUGCAAAGCUCCGAGCCAGACCUCCGAUGCAUCUAGCUUAGUGCUGUCUGCAAUGCCUGCCAGCAGCUCUCCAGGGUUUAAGGUAGGCCUCUCCCAGCCCUACCUGAAGGUGCCCCUGGGGACUGAACCUGCAGGUAAAGCAGAUGUCCUAACACUGAGGUAUAGCUCUUUCUUAGAGACAGAGAGACAGAGAGGAAUUUUGUCUCUCUGUGUAUGUGAGCGAGAGAGCUCUUAUGUUGCACUAAUUAAAGGUGAUAUCUUCAGCUCAGCAGGGUUAACAACAGCUUUAAAGCCCUUGUUGUCUCUUCCAGCACGAAACAAUUACUUGUCUUUUGAAGCUUUCCCUGCCAACUUGCAUAUUAGCAUUCUCACCCCCCUUUUAACCUGACUGUUGGCGAGUAGUCACCUUCUUUGAACUGACAAGCAAGGCAUGCCUUCCCUGUUAACCCUCAAAUGCUCUUAUCUUUUCUUCUCUCCCAGAUAGCUAAGCCUCCGUGGUUUCUGUCCCCACACCGGGCAAUCCUUCAGCUGAAGCCCUGGUGCUUUGACAACCACUCACGGACCAGUUGAAAUGGGAUACGUGGAUUUGGCAUUGUUGCUCUAGCUCAUACUGGCUGGGGUUUACAGGAGUCGUAGUCCAAAACUUCCAGAGACCACCAGGUUGGCAAAGGCUCUGGGCUGGAUUUUUUAACUUCUUGUGGCCCUGAGCUACAACAUGAGUGAGGCUCUUCCCUCUUCAACAAAUAAUAAAACAUUUAAAUUAAAAAUACGAGCUGUACAAUUAAAUGGAAUUUGAUAGUUGUGUACUAUAGGUAUUAAAAUGCAAGUUAUAUAUGAGCCCAUUCUUUAUUUAGGAGUUUGUCAAACAC
Molecule: messenger RNA, 8343 nt
Organism: Rhineura floridana
Lineage: Eukaryota; Metazoa; Chordata; Lepidosauria; Squamata; Rhineuridae
Gene: CADM3
Product: cell adhesion molecule 3
Exons: 11
Coding region: 328-1692 (454 amino acids)
Biological process (GO): homophilic cell-cell adhesion
Cellular component (GO): presynaptic membrane
Source: RefSeq, a predicted model, not a curated record